This is a messenger RNA of Silurus meridionalis, 6532 nucleotides long. RefSeq names its product protocadherin-9. The record is from RefSeq and is a predicted model, not a curated record. NCBI's taxonomy places the organism in Eukaryota, Metazoa, Chordata, Actinopteri, Siluriformes, Siluridae. Gene Ontology annotation, biological process: homophilic cell-cell adhesion. Bases 691 to 4335 code for a protein of 1214 amino acids. Gene Ontology annotation, cellular component: plasma membrane. Gene Ontology annotation, molecular function: calcium ion binding. The transcript has 5 exons.
GAGGCGCAGAGGAACCGCGUCUACCCGCACUCACCGAUGCGCACAAGCGCGCGCGCUGCCGGUGGACGCCAAUGCUGGAUUAGCUUGCUUUUUUUUUUUUAUGGUUUUCUUCUCAAUAUUAGAAAUGAUUCUCAUCUUUAAUAAAGACCAUUAGAAAUCUCGGAGCUAAUGCACUGUAUGCAUCGUUGAACUUGACUCUGGGAUAAAUAAAAAAAGAAUACAGGAUGCGUUUGCGCGUCUGUGCAAAACAGGUGCUUCUAAAAACCAGCGGUUCUCCAGCUUCAGCUUUGAUCAUAUGAUGCACGGAUUUUUUUCUUAAUUUUUUUUCCCCCAUAUUUUUUGUGCAUUCUUUUUUUUCUUAUUUUUUAACCAGUUUCCGGACCUGCUGCUCCUAACCAGCACUGGAGGGCUUUGAUAUCGGAGCUCAUGCGAACCAAGAGGAUUUUUUCACUCCCUAUGCACGACCUCAAGAGUCACUAACACACACGCACACACACACACGCACAGAGACACACGCGAGCGAGCGAGGAAGCAAGCAAGCAAGCAAGCGCGCACCAAUAGACCGGGGGAUCAUGCUCGACUGCUCCUUAUCGAGAAAGACAUGGUUUUCCUGAACGCACGGGUCUGACCACAAUGCACCGAGGAUAACUGUUUGAAUUUAGACCGAGGAAAGACAUUCGAAGUGCUGACAUGGAUUUAAAGGAUUUUUACCUUCUGGCAACCUUUGUUGCUUGCCUGUGGCUGGAUCCAGCCAUCGCCCAAGAGCUAAUUUACUCGAUCCGCGAGGAGCUGCAAGAGAACGUACUUAUUGGAAAUAUACCAAAGGAUUUGAACAUCUCCCAUAUGAACGCUGCCAGCAACAAUCUGGUUUACCGUCUGGUCUCGAAAGCCGGCGACAACCCAUUACUGAGAGUAAUGAGCAACACGGGAGAGAUUUUUACCACCUCAAACCGUAUCGACCGCGAGAAACUCUGUCCUGGGCCGUCGUUUGAGGACGGCGAGUGCUCGUUUGAAAUCGAAGUGGUCAUCCUGCCGAACGACUACUUCCGAUUAAUCAAAAUUAAGAUAGUCGUGAAGGACACCAACGACAAUGCGCCGAUGUUUCCUUCGCCAGUGAUCAACAUUUCCAUUCCUGAAAACACUCUGAUCAACAGCCGCUUCGCUAUCCCCUCCGCCACCGAUCCUGACACGGGACCCAACAGCGUCCACAAAUACGAACUCGUGAACGGACAGAGCACUUUCGGCUUGGAUAUCGUUGAGACGCAGGAAGGAGAGAAAUGGCCACAGCUGAUCGUGCAACAGAAUCUGGACCGAGAGCAAAAAGACACCUAUGUCAUGAAAAUCAAGGUAGAAGACGGUGGGAAUCCGCAAAAGUCCAGCACAGCUAUUCUUCAGGUGACGGUGACUGAUGUCAAUGACAAUCGUCCGGUUUUUAAAGAAAGUCAGAUCGAAGUUCACAUUCCUGAAAGCUCUCCAGUCGGCACUUCUGUUGUCCAGCUGCAAGCUACAGAUGCAGAUGUGGGGUCCAAUGCAGAAAUAAAAUACAUGUUUGGUACCCAGGUGUCUCCGUCUACACGAAGACUCUUUGCUCUAAACGGUACGACUGGCCUGAUCACGGUACAGCGGUCACUCGAUAGAGAAGAGACUGCAAUUCAUAAGCUGUCAGUUUUAGCUAGUGAUGGAAGCUCCAGUCCAGCAAGAGCAACCGUAACGAUCAAUGUGACUGAUGUGAACGAUAAUGCUCCGAAUAUAGACCUGAGAUACAUUAUCAGUCCUACUAAUGGAACCGUAAUGCUGUCUGAAAAAGACCCCAUUAACACUAAAAUAGCUCUUAUCACCGUCUCGGAUAAGGACACCGAUGUCAAUGGCAAGGUGAUCUGCUUUAUUGAAAAGGAUGUGCCCUUUCACCUCAAAGCAGUCUACGACAACCAAUAUUUGCUGGAAACCUCAGCUCUGUUGGAUUACGAGGGGACCAAGGAGUACAUCUUCAAAAUUGUGGCUUCGGACUCCGGAAAACCCAGUUUGAACCAGACCGCAUUGGUUAAAGUAAAGCUCGAGGAUGAGAACGACAAUCCACCCAUUUUUAGCCAGCCUGUUAUUGAGCUGUCAGUCAUGGAAAAUAACCAGCGUGACCUUUUCCUCACAACCAUUAGUGCCACUGAUGAAGACAGUGGGAGAAACGCGGAAAUUGUCUACCAGCUUGGACCUAAUGCCUCCUUCUUCGAUUUGGACCGCAAAACCGGGGUGCUGACGGCCUCAAGGGUGUUCGACCGAGAAGAUCAAGAUAGGUUCCUUUUCACCGUCACAGCAAGAGAUAACGGCACUCGGGCACUGCAGAGCCAGGCGGCUGUUAUAGUUACCAUUCUGGAUGAAAACGACAACAGCCCCAAAUUUACGCACAAUCAUUUUCAGUUCUUCGUUUCGGAAAACCUGCCCAAGUACAGUACCGUAGGAGUGAUCACGGUCACAGAUGCAGAUGCAGGUGAGAACGCAGAGGUGUCUCUCUCCAUCCUAAACGACAAUGAAAACUUUAUCCUCGACCCCUUCUCCGGAGUUAUAAAAUCAAACGUUUCCUUCGACAGAGAGCAGCAAAGUUCUUAUACCUUCGACGUAAAAGCCAUUGAUGGCGGUCGUCCUCCGUGCUCGUCGGUCGCCAAAGUGACCAUCAACGUCAUCGAUGUCAAUGACAACACACCCGUUGUCAUUUUCCCUCCGUCAAACACUUCCUUCAAACUGGUACCACUUUCUGCCAUUCCGGGAUCUGUGGUUGCUGAGGUUUUCGCUGUGGACGGAGAUACAGGGAUGAACGCCGAAUUGAAAUACACCAUUAUCAGUGGUAACGGCAGAGGACUUUUUAGAAUCGAUCCUGUUACAGGAAACAUUACUCUCGAAGAGAAACCCACAGUUGCGGAUAUCGGCCUCCAUCGUCUGGUGGUCAACAUUAGCGACCUUGGCUAUCCAAAGUCCCUGCACACGCUGGUUCUUGUUUUCCUUUACAUCAAUGACACUGUGGGGAAUUCGUCUUUUAUCUACGACCUCAUCCGUCGCACCAUGGAGACGCCUUUGGACAGGAACAUCGGUGACAGUAGCGAAACAUAUCAGAACGUGGACAAUCUGAAAACCAUCAUCGCCAUCAUUACAGGCACUAUGGUGGUUAUCGUGGUGAUCUUCAUCACUGUUCUGGUCCGUUGCCGCCACGUUUCACAGUUCAAAGCGGCCCAAAGGAAGAAACAAGGUGCCGAGUGGAUGUCCCCCAAUCAGGAGAACAAGCAGAACAAGAAGAAAAAGCGUAAGAAAAGGAAGUCGCCCAAAAGCUCUCUGCUUAACUUCGUUAGCAUCGAGGAGAACAAACCGGACGAUCCAGCUCACGAACCCAUUAAUGGUACCAUCAGCAUCCCAGCUGAGCUUGAGGAGCCGGGAAUCGGACGUUUUGACUGGAACACAACACCGACCACGACCUUCAAGCCCAAUAGCCCUGAUUUAGCCCGGCACUACAAGUCGGCUUCGCCUCAGUCGGCUUUCCACGUCAAGGCUGACACUCCAGUUUCGGUGAAAAAGCACCACGUCGUUCAGGAGCUGCCCCUCGACAACACUUUCGUCGGAGGAUGUGAUACACUCUCCAAACGUUCGUCCACUAGCUCGGAUCACUUCAGUACCUCGGAAUGCAGCUCCCAAGGAGGCUUCAAGACAAAAGGAGGGACCUUACACAACAGACAGGGGACUCUAACACGUGCUCGGACGGAACUGAACCCUGAUUAUCUGGACCUGCGCUCGAGAACUGAAAUCAACCCUGAAUACUGGACCCCGUGCACACCACUGUCUCAGCGGCGCGUGACCUUCCACCUUCCCGAUGGCUCUCAGGAGAGUUGCAGUGACAGCGGUUUGGGCGAGCCUGAGUCUGUAGGGGGUGGGGCUUUGCUUUCCAAGCCCCUCCCACUGGCACAGGAGGAGUUCUAUGAGCAAGACAAAAGAACUGAGGCAGAUGGAAACUCUGAUCCGAACUCGGAUGGACUUUUAGGACCUAGGGGUCUCAUGGAAGCCACAGAGAUGUGCACACAGGAGUGUCUUGUACUCGGCCACUCGGAUAACUGCUGGAUGCCGCCCAAAUCUCCCGCUUCAUCCUACGGAGGCGGCCAAAAUGAGUGGACGAAAGACAAACUGCUGAACGGUCAUACACUGAACCGCGGCUGGAAGAGUAGCCACGAGCACUUCGGAGACAGGAAGCCUUUCGGCGUAGGAGGAGUCAGCAGUCACAUAACCGACAUCCCACUGGCCAGUUUGAAAUCCUAUCAGGCCUCAUCUAGCUCUGAGAACCCAAAGGAGCAGCAGCUUUAAAAGCCUUUGCACCAUAACUGCUAUUUUAUGUCACUAAAAAACAUUUCCUUUGAAUUUUUUUUCAUUUUCUGUCCUUUUAUUAGAUGGAUGCUAAUGCCGUGUGAUAGUACGCCGUACAGAUUAGACAAAAAGUGCUUAUUUACCGUUACUAUGCGAAAUCGAACUUUGCACGGAGAUGUCUCGAGACUUUUGUUUUCUGAAGAUUUGAAAAGAAAAAAAAAAGUCUGGAAUUUAAUUUAAUGCAAAUUGUCAUAUAGAAAACAAAAACAAAAAAAAAAAAAAAAAAGUGUGUAUCGUCUUAGGAUGGAGACUUCGAAUGUUCGUGAGAGACAGAAAAGACGUGGGACGUUUCCAGUGUAUACCAGUUUUAAACACAAUAAUAUGGCUGACCAAUAUAAACCAAUAUCGUGACGUGGUUGUUUAUUGAGCUGUUUUUUUUUGGGGGGACUUUAUUAAUCGAAAACACCGGAGAAGGAAAAAAAAAAAACAACAACAAUGGAGAAAGCAUUGUGCUAAUACGCUGUUAGUGGAAACCUCGUUUUAGUCUCGUCAUCGGUGGCGUGUCUGUAAAUAUAAAUGAAUACUAACCGAUUUUAUGUACUUGUAAUGGUUUAGAUUAACGGCCAUGGCACUUGCCGUUCAUUAUUAAUUUAUUGGAAAUCGAUCCUAAAAAAAAAAAAAAAAAUCCACUGCUGUUUCGAAUGUUCCCAACAUUAACUUCCCCCUAAUGUGGUGUGACUGAGAGCUGAAAUGGCCUGACAACUAGCUAACAGACUCGUGUAACAAUUCCCAUUCAGCUGCUCUGUACCAGGUGGAGGAAAUGGGAAUAUUAAACCCAAAUCGAACCCUACUACCUUUAAUUUCACUGCAGGGGGAGAUUCCAGCAAGGGGGAAAUAUUCAAGGGGAAGAUGAUGGGGCAUUUAAAACAGAACUGGAACACAGCAAAGGGGGUAGUUUUAGUUUUUAGCUGGGAAAUAUGCAUUUAUUUAUUUCCUGUUUGUGUCUAUAUAGAACGAUGACUGUAUAUUACACACACACACCUACACAAAAUGUACAAACAUACACACAAACACUUCCUCCCACCAUCGAUACAAAAAAUUCUGUAUGUAGAAGCAAAACCACAUGACGUGACUCAUACAAUUUGCAUUUACUUAACAACUAUUUUUUCAAAACUAUUUUCUAUUAUAAUAUUAUUGUAAUCACUCAGUUUAUACUUACGGAAGUGGGAGAAAAAAAAUCUAACUUGAUGUCUUAAAAAGAACUACACAAUGUUACAAUUCAACAGCAAUAUAUUUGUAAAUGUUUUUCUUUCACUAUUGGUCACUAUUGUAAUGCAAAAUUCAAACUGUGCUUCAAAUCCAAAAUAGAACAUACAGCCUUGAAAACGGAUGAUUCUUUUUUUUUCCUUCUUACAUCUCUUCUUAUAGAGGAAUGUUAUUUUUCAGCCUGCAGAAUUGUGUGUAUUUUUGGGUUUCAUGUGCUGUGCCUUUGUAAAAAGUAAAACAAAGACAUAAAAAGUCAAAUUGUAGUUAGGAAUAAUGUAAAAAAGAAAAAAAAAAAGAUAAAUAAUUUCAAUUCAGUUUGAAAAUAUAUUAUUUUCCAUAUGCAGAAACAUUCAACCUGAACACUACAGCAAAAAAAAACAAAAACAAAAAAAAAACAAGGACAAUAACUACAUACUCUUAAAAGCAUGUUCCGAAAAUUCAAGGAUCGCUUUUCCUUUUUUUUUAUUAAAUGAAAUAAUUAAAACAUUUUUCUUUUUUCUAAGGCAUGAACAGCACGUGAAAUGAGAAACAGCUUUAACGAGACAAACUUAUUUCUCAUAGUGGUUUUUUUUGUAUGUUUUUUUUUAUUUUUAUUUUAGUUCAGUUAAUUUGUAGAGCGUUCAUUUUGUACACACUGAAUGUCGUGUUAAUUUUGUACAGCACUUCCAUAUUUUAUGUCCCAAAAAAAAAAAAAAAAAAACAAACAGGAAAAAAAAGAGCAAAGGGGAUGGUGUGUAUUGCUUCUGGGCCAGUGUGUGUGGUUAGGGGACGUGUGAAAUUAUAGUGAUAUUAUUCUAUUACUGCGUGUUGCCGCUCUACACGUAUACAGCUACUGCAAUAAAUGGGUUACAUUUGUGCACGCAUGUGACUUGUGCAAUUUAUCAUCAGAAUUUUCUUUUGCGUCACGCAUUAAAUUACGUUUUUCUACUUA